Molecule: messenger RNA, 4789 nt
Organism: Carassius auratus (goldfish)
Lineage: Eukaryota; Metazoa; Chordata; Actinopteri; Cypriniformes; Cyprinidae
Product: ankyrin-1-like
Biological process (GO): signal transduction
Molecular function (GO): protein binding
Source: RefSeq, a predicted model, not a curated record
ACCCAGCUCCUCACAAGUGUGUAUGUGUGCGUGCAGGGGGAACUAGACCCCUACACCCAGAUAGUGUAACACUGGGAAGCAGUGAGGCAAAAGAACUAGAGAGAGAGAAAGAGAAAGAGAAAGGGUGUACCGGGAUGCCAACCAAGACCAUAAUUUGUGGAGCGGAUGCUGCCACCAGUUUCCUCCGUGCAGCUCGCUCAGGUAAUCUGGAAAAGGUCCUAGACCACAUCAAGAAUGACAUCGACAUCAACACUGCCAAUCAGAAUGGACUCAACGGGCUGCACUUGGCCUCGAAAGAAGGCCAUGUUAAAAUGGUGCUGGAACUACUGCACCAUGGUAUUGUCCUUGAGACGUCCACAAAGAAAGGAAAUACUGCUCUUCACAUCGCUGCGUUAGCUGGACAGGAACAGGUGGUCACAGAGCUGGUUAACUAUGGAGCUAAUGUCAAUGCUCAGUCUCAGAAGGGCUUCACUCCUCUCUACAUGGCUGCACAAGAGAAUCACCUGGAGGUUGUGAAGUUUCUCCUGGAUAACGGAGCCAAUCAGACCAUUCCAACUGAGGAUGGCUUUACCCCUCUUGCUGUGGCUCUUCAGCAGGGCCAUGAGAAUGUGGUGGCCCUGCUCAUCAACCACGGUACCAAGGGCAAGGUCCGCCUUCCUGCACUGCACAUAGCUGCCCGAAACGAUGACACCCGGACUGCCGCUGUGCUUUUACAGAAUGACCCAAAUCCAGAUGUCUUAAGCAAGACAGGCUUCACACCGCUCCAUAUCGCAGCCCACUAUGAAAACCUGAAUGUUGCCCAGCUACUCCUAAACAGAGGAGCUGAUGUGAACUUCACGCCCAAGAAUGGGAUCACGCCUCUACAUAUUGCAUCCAGGAGAGGAAAUGUUAUCAUGGUCAGACUUCUGCUGGACCGAGGAGCAAAGAUUGAUGCCAAGACAAAAGAUGAGUUGACUCCUCUUCACUGUGCUGCCAGAAAUGGCCAUGUGAGAAUAAUUGAGAUCCUUCUGGACCAAGGAGCCCCAAUACAGGCCAAGACUAAAAAUGGUCUUUCUCCAAUACAUAUGGCAGCCCAGGGCGAUCAUUUGGAAUGCAUCAGACAGCUCUUACAGUACAAUGCCGAGAUUGAUGACAUCACUCUCGACCACCUGACCCCGCUGCAUGUGGCAGCACACUGUGGACAUCAUCGCAUGGCCAAGGUGCUCCUGGAUAAAGGAGCCAAACCAAACACCCGUGCUUUGAAUGGCUUCACGCCACUCCAUAUUGCCUGUAAGAAGAACCACAUGCGUGUGAUGGACCUACUGUUAAAGCAUUCUGCAUCCCUGGAGGCUGUAACCGAGUCGGGACUGACCCCACUGCAUGUGUCCUCCUUCAUGGGUCAUCUGAAUAUAGUGAAGAAACUGAUGGAAAAAGGAGCUUCACCACAUGCCUCAAAUGUGAAAGUCGAAACACCUCUGCACAUGGCAUCUCGAGCUGGUCACUGUGAAGUUGCUGAGUUCCUGUUGCAGAAUGCAGCUCCAGUGGACGCCAAAGCCAAGGAUGACCAGACGCCGCUACACUGUGCCGCCCGCAUGGGCCACGACGAGAUGGUGAAGCUACUGCUGGAGCACAAGGCAAACCCCGACUCCACCACAACAGCAGGACACACUCCACUGCACAUCGCUUCUCGUGAGGGACACACACAGACCGCCAGCAUCCUGCUGGACAUGAACGCCCAGCUCACCAGAAUGACCAAGAAAGGCUUCACCCCCCUUCAUGUAGCAGCCAAAUAUGGAAAGUUGGAUGUAGCAGUGCUGCUUUUAGAGAGAGGAGCCAACCCAAACGCUGCAGGAAAAGUUGGACUCACACCGUUGCACGUGGCUGUCCAUCAUAACAACCUCGAUGUGGUCAAUCUUUUUCUCAGCAAAGGCGGAUCACCACACAGUGCUGCUCAGAAUGGCUACACUCCGCUCCACAUUGCUUCCAAACAGAACCAGGUGGAGGUAGCGAGCAGUUUACUGCAGCAUGGAGCUUCUCCCAAUGCUGAGUCAUUGCAAGGGGUCACACCGUUACACCUAGCCUCGCAAGAGGGCCAACCAGAUAUGGUGCUGCUGCUUAUCUCAAAGCAGGCCAAUGUAAAUCUGGGAAAUAAGAGCGGACUGACUCCUCUUCACCUCGUGGCUCAGGAGGGUCAUGUUGGCAUUGCUGAAAUACUAGUGAAACAUGGGGCGUCUGUCUACGCUGCCACACGAAUGGGUUACACUCCACUUCAUGUGGCUUGUCAUUAUGGUAAUGUCAAGAUGGUUAAGUUCCUCUUACAGCAACAGGCCAAUGUAAACUGCAAGACCAGGAUGGGAUAUACGCCGCUACAUCAGGCUGCUCAGCAAGGCCAUACGGACAUUGUGACGCUUCUCCUGCAACAUGGUGCAGAACCAAAUGAAAUUACGUCUAAUGGCACGUCAGCUCUUGCCAUCGCGAAGCGCCUUGGAUACAUCUCAGUCAUUGAUGUGCUCAAACUGGUCACUGAAGACACAGGUACUAUGAGCACCACAGAAAAGCAUCGCAUGAGUUUCCCCGAGACAGUUGAUGAGAUCUUGGAUGUGUCUGAAGAUGAAGGAAUUGCACAGCUUUCGUUAGGCGAGGAGCUGCUGGGGAACGAAGGUGCCAGGUAUUUGAAGAUGGAGGACUUAAAGGACCAUGAUGAGGAUUUCCUCUCCCCCAAGAAUGUUCUAGAGAAUCAUUCUCCUGCUAUUCCAAGGAUCCCCUGUGUGUCUCCUGAAACAGUCAUGCUGAAAGAACAUGAACUGGAGCAGCAGCACAUUCCACUUCCUUUGGCCAAGGAGUAUGAUGAAGAUUCACUGAUCCCCAGCAGUCCAGCCACAGAGACGUCAGACAAUGUCAGUCCAGUAGCAAGUCCCAUCCACACCGGAUUCCUGGUGAGCUUCAUGGUAGAUGCUCGUGGCGGCUCAAUGAGAGGCAGCAGACAUAACGGCCUGCGUGUCAUCAUUCCUCCUCGUACCUGUGCCGCUCCAACACGCAUCACCUGUCGCCUGGUGAAGCCGCAGAAGCUUGCCACACCACCUCCUCUGGUGGAGGCUGAGGGUCUCGCCAGCCGUAUCAUCUCUCUUGGUCCAGCUGGCAUGCAGUUCUUAGGGUGAGGAAAGCAGUUUUGUAAUAAAACAAGAUCUAUUAAACUGAGACUGCAAACUAACACGACUCCCUUUGCUCGAAGGCCUGUGAUUGUAGAGAUUCCCCAUUUCGCCGCACUUGGUCGGGGGGAUCAUGAACUAGUCGUCUUGAGGAGUGAGGACGGAUCAGUCUGGAAGGAGCAUCGUGAUCGAUAUGGUGACGAGGUCCUGGAGACCAUCCUCAAUGGCAUGGAUGAAGACCUUGAGAGUCAGGAGGAACUUGGGAAGAAAAGAAUCAGGCGCAUCAUCUCGACUGACUUCCCGCUCUACUUUGCCGUGGUGUCCCGUAUCCAGCAGGAGAAUGAUCUGAUUGGCCCAGAAGGGGGUUAUCUCACCAGUAAGCUGGUGCCCAUGGUCCAGGCCAGUUUUCCUGAGACAGCUGUCACCAAGCGUGUCCGUCUCGGACUCCAGGCACAGCCAGUCCCUGAUGAGCUGGUGGCCAAGCUUCUAGGGAACCAAGCCACAUUCAGUCCUGUCGUGACUGUAGAGCCUCGUCGGCGUAAGUUUCACCGUCCCAUCGGCCUGAGGAUUCCACUGCCUCCUUCCUGGAGGGAAAGUCCGAGGGACGCUGGCGAGGGCGACACCACCAGCCUCCGCCUGCUCUGCAGUGUCAUCGGUGGCACUGCUCCAGCUCAGUGGGAAGAUAUAACUGGCACCACCAAACUUAUUUAUGCCAAUGGCUGUGCCAGUUUCACCACCAAUGUCUCUGCCCGUUUCUGGCUGGCAGACUGUCCUCGGACUGCAGAGGCCGUGUCCUUUGCCAACCUUCUGUACCGUGAGCUGUCAGCCGUCCCGUACAUGGCCAAGUUUGUAGUUUUUGCAAAGAUGAAUGAAGCACGAGACGGUCGACUCCGCUGUUACUGCAUGACUGACGACAAAAUGGACAAAACCCUGGAGCAGCACGAGAACUUUACUGAAGUGGCUCGCAGUAGAGACAUCGAGGUGAUGGAGGGAAUGCCGCUGUAUUUGGAGUGUUCAGGAAACUUGGUUCCCAUAAGGAAGGCAGCACAGCAGCCCCGCUGCUUCAGCUUCCAAGCCUUCAGGGACAACAGACUGCCUGUGUCUGUCAAGGUGAGGGACAGCAGUAAAGAGCCCUCUGGUUUGUUGUCUUUCUUACGCAAAUCAACCAAAUAUGAAGAUAGUCAACAUGUUUUGUGCAACCUCAACGUAACCAUGCCGCCUUGCAUUAAGAUUAUAGGAAGUGAUGAGCGAAGGAGAACUCUGACUCCUUUAGCUCUGAGGGAAAGAUACAGUGCUCUAAAUGAACCAGCCAUGGCAUCACUGAGCGCCAUGGAAAGGAUGGAGUUAAAGAUGGCUUUAAUAGCUGAACAGCUAGGCCUGAGCUGGGCUGAGCUGGGACGUGAACUGCAGUUUAAUGUAGAUGAAAUAAAUAAGAUCCGUGUGGAGAAUCCCAACUCCCUUUUAGAGCAGAGCUCAACAUUGCUCAACCUGUGGACCACUCGAGAGGGGAAGAAAGCCAAAAUGGUGUGUCUCUGUCCUCAUCCUUUAUGUCCAACUACCCUGUCUUCCCCUUCUCCAUUUCUCCACCAUCUGUGUGUCUCUCACCACUGUAGUGGACAGCCUGUACGUGGCCCUCAAGAGCAUUGACCGAGUGGACAUUG